Magallana angulata is the source of this 858-nucleotide messenger RNA. RefSeq lists its product as uncharacterized. The record is from RefSeq and is a predicted model, not a curated record. Lineage: Eukaryota; Metazoa; Mollusca; Bivalvia; Ostreida; Ostreidae. The coding region runs from base 1 to 858 and encodes 285 amino acids. The transcript has 3 exons.
AUGAACAUCUUCUUCUUAUGCGGAUACUGCGGAUUAUUGUUUGACGAUGACAACGAAGGUCAAAGACACGAGAGUGAACACGAUCUUCAUCAUGACGGUGAAAAGGGGGCAACAUUCCAUUCAAAAACAGAUCAAGAACAUCAUUGCCACCACUGUGAUAAAGUAAUGAGCAAUGAACAGGACCUGAUGUUUCACGAAUUAGCUCAUGAUUUGGAUCAAAUGGAAUACAGCGGUGAAGGUCCAUGGUCCCCAUUGAUUCCCAAUUCAACAUGUGAACCUAUGGAAGAGGACCAUGUUGCAGAUCAAGAAAUGGCUCCUGAAUCCAUGGAAUCCGAUGAAGCAUCAACCUCUACUAGAACCAACUCAUCUCAAAUUGGUUUUGGCGGUGUGAAAAAAAUACCAUAUACCAUUCAAAAAGUAGGAGAACGAACUAUAAUGAAAAAUAAUGCUAUCGAUGUAAACUACAAUAUUCGGUUUAAUGCAGAAAACCCUGAACAAGGAAUGAGGCUGACUGAUCUGCUUCGUGAAUUAGAAGAUAUGUUUGACAACAUUCUCAAUGAAACAGCUCGAGGACUUGACCCUUUUUUGGAUCUUGGACGAGUCAUCAUUCAUCACAUGGGAUUGAACAAUCCUGUGUAUGUACCACUAAGGCCCUUGAAAGAUCUUACUGGAAAAAGUGUGAUGGAGAACUUACAAAAUGUCUUAAACAGCCAUGAAAAUCUUUCUCUAGAUAAAAGUUUUUAUUUAAAUGUGGGGUUUAUUAAAGUUCCAAAGGGCGGUAUAGCAGGCAAAAAUAUUAACAAAUUGUCAGUGCCACUACUGGUAACAAAUUCAUACGAACUGUUCCAAAAGAUGUAA